Molecule: messenger RNA, 8534 nt
Organism: Colossoma macropomum (tambaqui)
Lineage: Eukaryota; Metazoa; Chordata; Actinopteri; Characiformes; Serrasalmidae
Gene: akap11
Product: A kinase (PRKA) anchor protein 11
Exons: 12
Coding region: 152-5680 (1842 amino acids)
Biological process (GO): intracellular protein localization
Cellular component (GO): cytoplasm
Molecular function (GO): protein kinase A binding
Source: RefSeq, a predicted model, not a curated record
AAUAAUUUAAGGGGGUGGUCUCUGAAUUUUGCACAGUACUGUAUGCAGUACAAAAACAUCUGGUCACUUGCAACAACAGCAGGACCCUUCUUGGUGCUAAUGAAACAUUUUUAAAGGUGAGGCUAGCCUCCCAGCCCUGCCCUUCAUUACCAUGGAUGCCUGUGCCAGGAUCAAAGGUGUUCCACUCAAGAACCGUGCCACCAUCAGAAAGGAGACUGUCCGUGAGAACUCAGCUCUGUCCUUAAGGAGCCUUUUGAAGAACCGUAAGGAGCUAAGCAAUGUCGUGCCAGAGCUGCAUACUAGAGAAUCGCAGUAUCUGCCAGAGAUCCAUUUUGUAUGCUUGCCUAGUCAUGCUGAGGGUGAGGAUUUCACACUACAGGCUCUGACCUCUCUUUCCGCUGAAUUGAUGGAGUUGCUGAGAUCACUGCAUGUACACACUCUAAAGGAUGAAGAAGUGCUGUUCCUCAAAGACCCCAAACGACCUUUUGAAAGAAAAGAUGGCGUUUCACAGGCUGGAUUAUCCAGAGCCAUGUGUAUAUUAAGGCAGGGGGGCUUUCCACAAAUCAAUACUAUCCUGGGUCUACUAACACGGUAUACAGCAGGAAUCAGAUAUGCUAUGGAGUUACAGUCACUGCAGAGGGGCGUAUCAGAGGCUUGUCAAGCCGAGGAUGAUGACACUAACCAGUCUGUUUCAUCUAUUGAGGAGGACUUUGUUACAGCUUUUGAACACCUUGAGGAAGAGGAGACAGCUUUCUAUAAUAAGCGGAACCAGAGGGAUGUGGCCUCCCAGACUCUUCCUCCUCAUUUCAAAGAUUUAUCUGGCUCCCGGAUCAUCAUUAGUUCCAUUUCCAAGAAGUCUUUGAAUAAAGAAAAGUCAGCUGCAGCUGUGUCAGGAACAAUACAGAAGGCACCACGUUCAUGGUCUGGAGGUACAGAGGGCCCGUGGAGUCUUUCAACGCCAAGCAGCCCACCAAAAGGAUGCAUUACCUCCACAUCUCUCACAGAAUCUGAUGAGUCAGACUGCUCUAGUCCAAGCCCUAUAAUUUUUUUGGAUGAAAUUGGUUAUCAGAAGAGUCUAAAGGCAAAGCUUGACAUUCCCAAGAUCCCUGUUCUUAAAGAGGGAGUCGAAGACUCUGACUCAGAAGUUAGUGAGUUUUUUGAUAGUUUUGAUCAGUUUGAUGAUCUGGAUCAGCAUUUCGAGUCCUGCGUGCAGAUGCCAAAGGAACAGGCCCUCUUUUCCCAGAAAAAGAAGCAGUCUGACAGCUCUGUUAGUAAAUAUGCUUCAAAGGGUGGCUCAACAACAGUAAUGAAUCCUCACAAGUUUGACCACAGGACACUCCCUGCCAAUGUCAAGAAACCCACUCCACUUAAACCAGGAUCACCAUACAGUAUACAGUCAGAUACCCCAGAUUCUCCACGGCCAACGAGGACCUCCUGUGAGGAGAGUGGGGGACUUUUCAGUCCGGUUCGCUCAUCGGCUUUCAGUCCUCUGGGAGAAGGAGGAGCCUUGGAGUGUUUUUGGAAAGUAGAUGGUGAUGGUUCUGAAUUGCGCAAACCACAGGACCUUUGUUCCUUAUAUAAAACGUAUUCAGAUUUUGCAAACAAUCUCUCAAAGGAAAUCCUUGGAACUGUUUGUGGGUACUCCUCUCCCAUUGACAUUAAUAUUAAUAAGAACUUGAGCUGUGUGUGUCAUAAAGAAUUCAAAAACACUAAUGGACAUCUUAUGAAGCUGUCAGAUAUUCAGGAGACAGUCACCAUUGCCAGAACACAGUCGCAGUCUCUGAAGGAUGGGAUUCAGAAGUUUGCCACAGACUUGGUUGAAAUGAGCAUUGGGAGUGCCUUAAGAGAUUUACAGAAAGGAGUGUCCUCCUGCACUACAACACUUUGCCAUUUAGCUGCAAGGCUGACCUCUUCAGUGUUCCAGAUGGCCUUCCAAGAGAUAGGAAUGCGCCAUGCUUAUGUGUUAAAAGAGCGUGCCAUAAACGGAUUAGCCAGCUUCCUUGUUGGAGAAGCAGUCUCGGGUGCUCUAAAAGAGUUUCUCUUUGUAAAAAAGCAGAUAUUUAAUAACACUGUCACCAGAUUUGCAAGUGAUCUUGCUGAGGAACUAAUAUUUGAGAGCAUUAUGGAGGUUUGUCAGUUUUCACAUCCUUCUACACCUCUUACCCCAAGAGACUGGUCUUUUGAGCAAGAAGAGGAAGUGGUUUGUUCUUAUGCUUCAGACCUUUCAGAGUCAGUUCUCCAAGAGGCUUUCAUAGAACUUUCUCAAGCUGAUGUGACUUUCACAACACAGGCAGCCAUAAGCGUGUCACUGGACAAUAUCUGCUAUGUCAGUGCUGAAGACACAUCCCAGACAAUGAAAAUUUGCAAUGCCCGAUCCAGUUAUCAGGAACCACGGUCACAUGCGCAGGCUGGGAUCCAAGAAGAAGAUGGCUGCACUGUAAAGAAAGCUUUGUACUGUGUAUCUGGAAUGGCCAGUUGUGUUCCAGUCCCUGCAGCUGGCAAGGCUAUAUCCUACCUGCAGAACCCAGAGGAAACUUGUCAUUAUAAGUCCAGCAUUAGUCACACAUGCCAGACCAGCCCCAAAAGAAGCAUUUGUUCUCAAGGAAGAGCAGUGACCUCCACCUCAGAUACUGCAACACCAUCUGAAUCAGUGCCAGGCAUUUCCAAAAUUCGUAAUGCCUGUGGUAAUUUUGGAAACGCUGGAGCUGCUUCUGGGAAAUCUGCAACUGGAAAAAGUUUUCACAACUUUUCAGGUGCUAUGGUGGACACAAUAGUGGGUGAAGCAUUUGACAUCAUGACCACAAGCAAAGUGAAGAAAAAAGUGGAAGAUUGUGCCGAUUUCUUGAGUAAAACUAUAGGGUGUCGAAUGGCCACUUCAGGUAGUGGUGUAGCCACAAAGUCACAGGAUGUGGCAUGUCAGAGUUCAGCACCUUAUGACUUAUGUUUCUCUCAGAAUAUUGUAUCUUUUGUUCCUAAAGGAGGUGUGGCAGAUUCAUCAUCCUUUUGUCCCACUCAGCCUCACUUGAGUUUUGGAUCAAAGAACACAGAUAAAGCAGGUUGUGAGUCUGUCUCAAGAUGCAUACGUCCAGCCAGCAAAUCCAGCCCAGAGGUCCACCCCGCCAUGAUAAAGGAUACUUUGGAAGUGCCAAGUUUUGAAGUCAGCGUUCGUGGGAGCAGAAAAGUUGCCACAGAGGAGAUAUUCAGUAGCAACUCUGGAGCAAAACCCAGUGGAACCCCAGGCACACCACCAUCAACUCCACAGCAGCCAUCUGACAUCUCUAGUGAGAAACAGAUUAAACAGUUCUCGAAGAAACUCAAAGGCAAGCUUGCAAAGGAAUUCUCCCCUGCAACACCCCCACCCACCCCACAUUACCAGCCCACUCCAGGUCUCAAAGAUGAGGGCUCUGAUUCAGACAAAGCAGAAUUCAUGCUGAAGCUCAUGAGGUCCCUUUCUGAGGAAGUUGUCAACAAUGAAGAUGAAGAUGAUGACCAGGAAGAUGGCCUUAACUCUGGAGACCAUUAUGCAGAACUAACUCCCAGUGUGGGAAACAGGACAAUUGAAAGAGGAGCUCUACGUUAUGCAGAGCGUUUGGCAUGCCAUAUUGUAUCCAUGGCAACUGAGAUGGACACUAUAAGCUUUGGUGAUGGUGUAAGAAAGCAAGGGGAUGAUGAAGGCAAAGGCGGUGUUGCUUUGCACAGUGCACAAUUCUCGGAACAGACAUUGAACUCCUUGUGGACUUAUGCUGGUGAAAUCGCUGGGGAAGUCAUCAGUGACGUAAAGAGGAUGAUGAGUUCCAGCCAUUGCCGCCACAAAGCAGCCAAAAGAGGAUCUAGUAAGGCAGAUAACCGCUUGGGUGGUGACCAGAAAGACUGUCGCUUGACCAACAUGACUGUUCAGUGGUCAAAUGAUUUCCUUGCACCAGUCCUCAAUCAUCAGAGAAGCACUUCGAGUGGAAUGUCAUCCGAGUACCCAAGCUUUGAAAGUGUUACAGAUGAGUAUGCAGGGUACGUUAUCAAGGUGCUUAGGAAAGAAGGGGGAAGUCGAGAACUUAUCUUGGAUCAGUAUGCCAGUCAAUUGGCUUAUAGGUCGAUCAAAUCAGGUCUGGCUCAUGCUGCUCGUAAAAUAAAACAGAGAUCACCUUUGAGGCUUCACUCAACUCGACGUUUACACCAUGAUGGCAGACAUAAUGUCUGUAGAAUCCCACCAUCUGAAUCGUCCUCUUCUAUUCUUACCCAAGGAAAAGAAAGCUCAUCGAGUGAAUCCAUGUUAUGUGCUUGUCAGGAUGGGGAAAACAUGAAUAGGAAUGAAUACAUGGAACUUGUGAACUUUGCAGAGUCGCUGGCAUACAAUAUUACAUGUGAUGUCACAAGAAAGCUAAGAAUGUCAUCAGCUAGGCUUCCUAAAUCUCUUACUGACUCAUGUCUCUACAGAAAGUCAAAUGUUGAAGACAUGGCAGAAAAUGUAAUCAAAACUACGUUUUCAUGUUCGCUUUUACCAUACACAGAGAAAAACCGACAGUACCACAGCACCGGCAGCUUAGAUGAUGGAAAUUACAACAGUGGUGUUAUGCAAGUAAUCGAGCAUUACGCUAAAAAGAUUGUUGAUGACACUUUGGAGGUGACUCUAGGACAUACAGGCCAUCAAACGGCAGACGAGAGGAGGACAUUGGAAUUAAAUUCUUUUACAGAGAAGUUGACAGAGGCAUACAAGGCUUGCCGAUACUGUCAAGUAAGAGACUGCCUGUUUUGCAGCAGAGAUGGACGUCUUAAAUACCAGGGAUUGCAAAGGAGGAUGCGACAAGACUCUGAUGGUAUGGCUGGUCUUGAAAUUCCCAAAAUUCACAUAGAUUUGGAUAAGAGAGCAGUUUUUGCUGAAGAAAUGGUGUCUGCCGCAAUAGAGAAAGCCAAGAAAGAACUGAGCAGCACUAGCUUAAAUGCAGACAGUGGGAUUGGUCAUGACGGUGCAAGCUUCGCAGAAAGUCUUACCACAGAGAUUAUGACGUCCGCAUUAUCCAACGUCUGCCAAACCAUCAAUCUGAGUGCCCCUGGGAGAGAGAGUGUCAAUGUCACAGAGUCAACGGUCAGUCAGCAGCUCAAUCUGAGUGUGGGAGAUGACAGUCUUGGCAGCUGGUCUAAUUUGAGCUUUGAAGAAGACCAUCCAGAUGAAAGUAGUAGCUUCCACCACCUAAGUGACAGCAGUAAUGGGAACAGCAGUAGCUGGAGCAGUCUGGGGUUAGAGGGUGAAGUUUAUGAAGAGCAUUUGUCCUUCUCCCCAUCAGACAGUGACUACACAGAGGAGAAGGAGACAGAGACCAAGAACGACUUGGGUGGGACAGUGCGAGUGGAGAGGGGGCAUGCUCAAGGGGACAGGGCUCUGUUGGUGGUCAGUACAGAUGUUUGGGGGCAGGCCCCAGAUGCACAGCUGCGGGCAGUGCUGCAGUGGAUGGCAGCUUCCAUCGUUGAGCUGCCAGUCAUUCAGUUUAGGCAGCAAUCGGAACGAGAGCUGCAGCAGUUUCUGGCUGUAGUACAGAGGCUAAGAGAGAGAGAGUGGAGAGUCGGAGAGCUCCUGCAGGCCCUUCUCAGAUACUACGAGGAGUACCCGACCGAGGAAGAGCAUGGGGCUGUGGACGCCAGGCAUGUCCACAGGUCCCUCUUCCAGUGGCUUCUAGAACAUGCAUAGACCACAGUCACCUGCUGCUUACAUUAGCGAUCGACACACCUUUCGUCAGCGUUAACAGCACUGUUUUAAAGGUGAAGAUUCCUAUCACUUCACAGUGAUGUGCAUUGUACCUGCCAAAUGUAGAGGCCUAGCCAGUUGAAUGUGUCUGUGUGUAUUGUGGAUUGCUAGUGCACCCAUCACCACUCUGGGGGCACCACAGGACAGGCUGAUGUAAUCGCUGGGAGACCUGUGUGUGUGUUAUGUGUGUCACAUGCUGUGACUGAAGGUAUUUUUGUUUUUCACUUGUCACUUUUCUUUGUGUUGUUUUUUUUGUUUGUUUUGACAUUAGACUGCAUAUCACACUCUUAAUAUGCUAUCAAUUGCACCUUCCUCAGUGUUUCGCUUUCCUGCCCUAACCAAGUGUUACAGUGAGACAAAGGGCUUUGUGGUUGAGUUGCUACGUGUAAGUGAAUCCGUACAGCUGCAAGGAAGAGGUCACCUCCAUACCUUUCCUCUGUGGGGAUGUUUCCACAUGUCAAAGGGACCAGCCAAACAAACCACUUCUGCUCCUAUAUCUAUGUUCCUGGUCACUGUAGACAAAUCCGCAGACUGACAGCCAAAUUAACUCAGAAACACUAUAGUGGUUGGCAGUUAUAGGCCAAUUAUUCAAUUAUAGUAGUUACUCCCUUUGGCACAUUUUUGCCCACACACCUUCAGUACCAAUAUUUGUGGUUUCAAAAUACCUUUCCAAUGACAUGCCUCAUGGUAAAUAUUUUGACAGGUCAAAAAUAGUUGCUGUUGAAAGAAUCCAUCCAUAGAUCAUUUAUAACUAUUUUCAUCCCUUCCCUUUUUUUGGUUCUUUAUUUUAGGAUGGCACUUAGUAUAUGUUGAGGAUAAUGCAGCAUAUAUGUAAAUAUAUUUUUGUAUGACUGUAAAGGUAAAACAGUUGUUUACACCCAGAUGGUCCGCAUCCUCUGAAGGAUUCUCCAUAACAAUUACAAUGUAUUUGUUUGAGUGCACUCGGAAAAUGUUUGAUAUACUGUUGCCAAAAAAAUAAUUGAGAAAAUGUUAUUUUUAAAAAUAUGGCCAUGUCAAGUAAACAUUUAACGUUUUAAAUAGUGGAUAAAUGACAAGCUGCUAAACAGGUAAAAUGGCUAUGUUGAAUGAAGGGGACCUACAGAUGGUGGUCAGAGGGCAGAGUUUGAACUUUAACCAGUAAAGAAUUUAUUUUUAUUUUAUCGUUUUUGUCCAUUAGUUGUUACUGUGAUGCACAGAUGGUGAGACAUAAAAACUAUGUUGUGUACUACUAAGAUUUGAACUCGAUGGCAUCUUGGUUACGCUCUGUUUUACAGAAAUAAAAACUCAAAUGCCAGGGUUGUAAAAAGAUUUAUGUAUACAUAUACAUCCAGAUGUAAAUGAAAUUCUACAUAGCUCCAUUUUAAAACUACAACUGAACCACAGGUGACAGUGCCUGCACUACUCAGCUGAUAAUCACACUCCAGUAGUAAUCUGGCAACCAAAAUCUUUCAAAUACUACCCCACGCCUUCAUUGCCUGCACUUUAAUGUGCACUGCCCAUGAAGGACGCACUUUACUGUGGAAUGGCAAAGCAGAGCCUUCCCACGUUUCCAUCAGAACCUCAAAAUAGUAUAUUUGAAACUUAAUGCCCAGAUCUUGGUAAAAAAAUAAAAAACACCAAAGUUUGUGUUAAGUAGAGUUUUAAUAUGCCUGCCCUGUGCGGAAAUGUCAGGCUUCUAGGGACCAGUCAUUCAGUAAAAAUACAGUUUUGCUACACAAGUUAAAUGAGUUGAUGUGUGUAUUUUCUGCAACUUUGAUUCAGUUCAAAAUCGUACAGUAUGUUUAGGUUGACCAAAUCAAAGUAGACAGUAUGGAAAUGAUCUGGGCAGUAGAGAGCGCAUCGUUUCACAUAUGCACUGUAAUACGCAUGCUAUGCUAUCUGUUCAUGCUUACAUGUAUUACUAUUUCAGUGUGGAUCUUCUGUUCAUGGCAUCAUAUGUUCAGUGCUGAUUAUUUCUCAUGUGCAUGCCCUAAAGCCCAGUCAUACAGCACAGUGGCUGCUCAUGCUAGCUGUAUGUGAAACGCUACAGUGGAACACUGCAAGUAUAUUUCUGUUUUCAUGCUGCCAAAUCUACUUUCGACUGACACUAAUUGUGAAGGAAAUGAGGAGAGCACUAUUUUGUUUACAUGAAAUCUGUAAAAGAAUCUGCCAUAAACUUUGUACAGUCCCUUGAUGCUGACCGUAGUAGGUAUUAUCUAAAUCUGAACGUGGGAGAGAAAGAAAGGAGAGAGAGAGAGAGAGAGAGAGAGAGAGAAUCUUGGUCAACCGCCAUGAAAACAUAAGCGAACGAAUGAAUUGAAGGUGUACAGUAUUUGCAAUUCUGCACACUAACUUUCAGUGCUGCCCCUUUCACAGUGGGAUUGUACAUGCAUUUGUGCUCUUGCUGUAAGUGUAAACAGACAUAGAUGUGCUACCCUUGUGUACUGACUUUAUUUUAUGUACAUUCCUAUAUUUCAUGAAUGAUCUAAAUGCUCUUUGUGUUAUUUAAAGCUGAAUGUGUACCGCAGAGUUGACUUCAUAGUUGGAAGAUAAAUAUUUUGUUACUUGUGCAGUAUCAUUUCCAUCUCAUAGUGUAGUGGACAGAUAACACACACUUACUUCUCUGUUUUUCCUGCAUAUUUGUAUAAUCUUGAAAGAUAUUUAAUAAUUUAUGUCAGUAUAACUUAUAAUGGUGAUUACACUAUUUGUCCCCUAGUGAAGUUGCUGAAUAGUUUACACAUUUAAAGGCUGAAGAGCACUACAAAUGUUAUUGUUAAAGCUGUGGUUAAGAAUAAAGCUUUUUCAUGUGAGCUGUGAA